AUGCUGCCGGCCACCCUCAAGCUGUGCUGCGGCAUCGCCCACGACCACCUCCGCCACCCACCUGGCUUGAAGGUAGCAGUCCUUGCAGCAAUACAGAAGGAGGUGAGAGGGCUGGUGGUGAGAGGAUCCCGUCUCCUGCCUUCCAAAAUUCCUCAUUACAUUCAGAGGCUGACGGGGAAGGAGAGAGCCGGGUGCCCAGAACCUGAUGGAGACAACAUCCCCAGCCGGCUCUCCGUCAUGGACCUCUCCUACAUCACCCAAGGAGAGAUGGCCCUGCAGCGAGCCCUGGGCAUCCUGCAGAAGCACACGGGCUGGCAGGCAGAAACCGUGCUGGACACUGGGGCCACCGUGUCCAGCGCCGCCUUCCCCGGGCUGGGCAAGGUGUUUCGGGCAGAGGUGGUCCUGGCCGUGCCGGUGGCCCGGCUGCACCGCGAGCUGUUCGAGAGGAUCGAGCAAAUGCCCCAGUGGAACCCGACCCUCAGCCAGGUGAAGGUGCUGCAGUGUGUCGGGACGGACACGCUGGUGACGCACGAGGUCACCGCUCCCAGCCCAGGCAACCUGGUGGGCCAGCAGGACUUUGUCAGCGUGCGGCACUGCGGGAGGAGGGAGACUGCUGUCUACCUGGUGGGCACAGCCACUCACGUCAAGCCCCUGCCCUCGCAGGAAGGGUGCAUCAGGGCUGAGUCCCGGCUGAGCUGCAUCGUCCUGCAGCCGCUGGCGGGGGACCCCGGCCGUACCCACUUCACCUGGCUCCUCAGCAUGGACCUGAAGGGCUGGAUCCCCACCUCUGUCCUUCGCCGCCUCCUGCUGCUCUCCCAAGCGGACUUCAUCAAGCACCUCCGCCGGCACCUCUCUGCACCCCCCCGGGCCCCUGAGCCGCGGCAGGAGGAGGAUCCCCGGGAGAUCCCCAGCCAUCCCAGCAGCAGCAGGGAUGGCCGGUCCAGGGAUCCCGACAUCGUCCUGCACCCUUGGGAACAGCGUUUCGUGGGCAUCCUUCCAUCCAUCCGCUCCCAGGUGCUGGUCGCUGGGAUCAGGCAGACGCAUGGCUUUUGUUCCAUCUUCUGUGAAGCCCACUUCACGCCGCAGGCAAGGGACCUCCAGCCUCAAGUGUUUUUAAGAGGAGUCAGAAAAACGCUCAUCCAGCCUUGA
Molecule: messenger RNA, 1149 nt
Organism: Chroicocephalus ridibundus (black-headed gull)
Lineage: Eukaryota; Metazoa; Chordata; Aves; Charadriiformes; Laridae
Product: steroidogenic acute regulatory protein, mitochondrial-like
Exons: 9
Coding region: 1-1149 (382 amino acids)
Biological process (GO): intracellular cholesterol transport; regulation of steroid biosynthetic process; steroid biosynthetic process
Cellular component (GO): mitochondrion
Molecular function (GO): cholesterol binding; cholesterol transfer activity
Source: RefSeq, a predicted model, not a curated record